CCGCACUGCGCCUACCCGGAGGCCGCAAUGCGCUUUCCCGUCAGCCGCUAUGCGCUUUCCCGUCAGCUGCGAUGCGCUUUCCCGUCAGCCGCCAUGCGCUUUCCCAUCAGCCGCUUCGCGCUUUCUCGUCAGCCGCUAUGCGCUUUCUCGUCAGCCGCGGUGCGCUUUCCCGUCAGCCGCUAUGCGCUUUCCCUUCCCCAGCGCCAGCACAUUCGAGUUCCCAUCGCCGACCUACAUCCCCCCACCCCAUCGCCCGUGUCCUGCACUCCCCGUUCAUGUCGCGCUCCUUUCCCGUUACCCUCAUCGCAUCCCCCCCCCCCUCGCUUUCUGUCCCUCAACACGCACCCCAUUUCGCACUCCACUUUUUCCAUGGUCACCUUUUCCCCCCCUUCUCUUCUCAUUUCCCCCCCGCUCAUGGCCUUUUCCCCUCCACUCGCCCUAUUUCCCCCCCUGCUCCCACCCUUUCCCCCUUCAUUUCAGCGAUUUCACACUACUCUCUUGCGUUUCCCCUCCGCUGACCCCAUUUCCCCCCUGCUCCCUCUCUUUUCCCCUUCAUCUAGCUCAUUUCACAUUACUCACUUGCUUAUCCCCUUUGCUCACCCCAUUUCCCCGCUGCUCAUUUUCUUUCCUCCCUCUCUCAUUCCCCCGUCGCCCAUCCCAGGUUCCCCCCGCACACUCUCACCCCCAUCGCUCAUCCCACACCCUUCCUGCUCACUUUCAUUCCGCCUUCACUCAUCCCAUUUCCCCCCCUGCUCUCUCUCUCUGAUCCUACACUCAUCCCAUUUCGGGCCCGGCUCACUCCCUUUCCCCCAACACUCGUCUCAUUUCUCCCCUGCUCACUCUCAUUCCCCCUUAGCGCAUCCUCGUUCCCCACCCCCCAGUUUCCAGUGGAAACUUUCCACCUCUCAUCUCCACUCCAUCCUCUCAUCCCUUUCCGAUUCCUUCCCCUCUCUCAUGGCAGCCUUAUGUCGCAUCCACCCAUAUUCCAGGCGUCUCUCGUACUCCCCACGCUACCUCCUCCCGCUUUCUGCAAUAUUACCAUUUGUUUCCAGGACCUCUGGCUUGCACCCUCCCUCUCCCCUCUCGUCUCACAUUCCUUGCUCCUUUCUCUCCCCCCCUAUGAAUGUUAGAAUGCUCCCUUCUCUCCCAUCUCAUAUCUCCGCUUUCCGCCCUUCUAUCCCCUCUCGUCUCUCUGCCUUGCUCCCUAGUAUACCCUCACGUCUCACCGUCUUGCUCCCUUCUCUUCCCCCUCAUGCGAGCAUCUCGCAUCUCCGCCACGCUCCCUCUCAUCCCCUCUCGUCUCUCUGCCAUGCUUCCUUCUCGGGGCUCCGCCUUGAUCCCUUCUCUCCCCUCCACCCCU
Molecule: messenger RNA, 1360 nt
Organism: Closterium sp. Naga37s-1
Lineage: Eukaryota; Viridiplantae; Streptophyta; Zygnematophyceae; Desmidiales; Closteriaceae
Source: the annotation of a GenBank genome assembly